UGGGGCCGCGGGACCCAGGACUCCCAGCAUCCUCUGCGAGGCGCCGGACUGCCCGGGUAGGAGGAGAAGGGAGAGGCGAGUAAAUAUUUACGGAAUCUGUGGCGAAGUCGCCUUUCUGGAUGGCAGCGUGUGAGGAGGAGCUGGAAUCCCCAACGGAACAGCUGGAUGUAGCGCGAGGCCAGGAGAACUUGCCCGUGAGCGCGUGGCCCCCGGGGGCGGGCCCAGAGCCCUUCCAGUAUACCCCUGAUCAUGUAGUUGGACCUGGAGCAGACAUUGAUCCGUCUCAAAUAACCUUUCCUGGAUGCAUUUGUGUCAAAGCUCCCUGUCUCCCUGGAACUUGCUCCUGUCUCCUCCAUGAAGAGACCUACGACGACCAUUUGUGCCUUAGAGAUACAGGGUCAGAAACAAAGUAUGCCAAGCCUGUUUUUGAGUGCAAUGUCAUGUGCCAGUGUGGUGACCACUGCAGAAACAGAGUGGUCCAGAGGGGUCUCCAGUUCUGCCUCCAGGUGUUCAAGACAGAUAAAAAAGGCUGGGGGCUUCGCACCUUGGAACUUAUACCAAAGGGGAAGUUUGUCUGUGAAUAUGCUGGUGAAGUUUUAGGAUUCUCCGAAGUACAAAGAAGAAUUAACUUACAAACAACAUAUGACUCAAAUUACGUUAUAGCUAUCAGGGAACAUAUUUAUAAUGGGCAGAUAAUGGAAACAUUUGUUGACCCUACCUAUAUAGGAAAUAUUGGAAGAUUCCUUAAUCAUUCUUGUGAGCCAAACCUAUUGAUGAUUCCUGUUCGAAUUUACUCAACGGUACCUAAGUUAGCACUUUUUGCAGCUAAAGACAUUUUGCCAGGAGAAGAACUCUCUUAUGACUAUUCAGGAAGAUUUCUUAAUCAAACAGACAGUGAAGAUACAGAAGGGCCAGGUAAUGGGAAACUAAGAAAAGCUUGUUACUGUGGUACCCAGUCAUGUACCGGUUUCUUGCCUUAUGACAGUUCAUUAUACCACCACUUAGAAAAGCGCGACAUCAACUAGGAAGUCUGUUCAGUGGGCAGAAAUAAGUGGGAACCAAGCGUGUGUGGCCUCCCCACUUCUGGGUUCACCUUCUGCAAGUAAUUUACCCUCUAGGUAAUUCUGCUGUGUGGUAAGCAGCUUACCCCUCCCUGGAAGGGAAGCCAGUGGGUGUUCAGCCUUGCCUCUGCCUUCCUGCAUAAGUUUAAUUCAGGAAUGUGGCAGAGACCCUGAAUUGUCUACCAGUAUCCCCUUUUAUAAUAGAAUUCUCAUUUUGUUCUGGGUGUAUGACUGCCCAGAGUACUUACUUUCUUAUUUAGAUGUGGCUAAGUGAUUUGUGUUCUACUUAAUGAGAUGUAAUCAGAAUUAGUAUGUCCUUUAGUGGAGAUAAGUUGCCCUUCCUUUUUGUUUUCCAUUAAACUGGAGUACAUACAUGAUGGCUAGAACUGGGGUAACAAUUCUGGACUCUAAGAUGACCCUGGGAAAUGGUUAUACCUAGCAAAUCAACAAGAUAGAGAGGAGUAUCUGGUACUCUAGAAAUGCUACUGACCUGAUCAACACUUCCUGGACUUUUAGAUGAAAAAUAGUGUAUCCUUUGUUUAAACCAGUUACUUGCACUUAUACCAAAGCUAGUCAAGAUUCAAGCCUUGUGGCUGAAUACCUAAGCCUAGCUUCUAUCAGUAAUAAAGUUGGUACUUUUUUUCCUGUC
Messenger RNA from Chinchilla lanigera (long-tailed chinchilla), 1710 nucleotides. RefSeq names its product histone-lysine N-methyltransferase SETMAR. Lineage: Eukaryota; Metazoa; Chordata; Mammalia; Rodentia; Chinchillidae. Gene Ontology annotation, cellular component: nucleus. Gene Ontology annotation, molecular function: zinc ion binding; histone H3K9 methyltransferase activity; protein binding. Bases 120 to 1025 code for a protein of 301 amino acids. The transcript has 2 exons. The record is from RefSeq and is a predicted model, not a curated record.